CCAUGCAGUCCCACACAGAUAGAGGGAACAUUCCUUGAACUUCGACGCACGCUCGUCUUGGACUGUGCAGCGGUGCGACCUUUCCCACGAAAUGGCCGUACCUCGACAGCUGGUGUACGCCGGUGUCUUGGUGUUGCUCCUCUUCCUCGAGCUCAGUCACGGCAAGCUCGGGAGCACCUUUCAGAAGUGCUGCCAAGAAGGCAACCAGUGGGCUGGAAGUUCGUCCAACUGCGACGGCCUAUCGCUUCGCUCCGUCUUUUCUGACGUUCCCGUGGGUCACGAGGCCGCUUGCCAGGUGACGAAAGAGAUUUGCUGUCGAGCAGCAGUCCGGGAAAAGCUCUGCGAAGACGGAAAGGCCGCCGCCAGGAGGCAAGAGGCAUGCGUAGCCGUGAAGGACCUUGCAGGGGCUGACACGUACAAGGACUGUUGCGAUGGAUGUCGUCUUGGCUUAACCGCAGCAAAACUUGGGUCCACUUGCGCAUUGGACACGUUCUCCCUGGGAGCUCCUUGGGACGGCGCCUUCUAUCACUGCUGCACUGGACACGGCGAUUUCACGGACGCAGGUCAUCCUGAAGGAAACGAAGUUCCGAAAGGUCCGUCCGAGAGACUUACCGAUGAUCCAACCGAUCAACCAGCGUGUGAAGCAGGGUUCAAGUACAACACCGCCUUAAGAGAUUGCAUAGAUGUGGACGAGUGUUCGGAAGGUCUUAACGAUUGCGCCCUAGAAGAUCAAGUAUGUCUGAACACAUACGGCGGCUUCCAGUGUCUGUCCAAGGAUCGUGAGGAUUGUCCGGCAGGCUACAAACGAGAAGGCGGAGUGUGUGAAGACGUGGACGAAUGCGCGGAACCGACGCUUCACGCUUGCGAAGCACAGUUCGAGGAAGAGUGCAAGAACACGGUUGGAGGCUACGUGUGCGAACCCAUAUGCAAAUCCGGAUACAGAUUCAACAACUAUUUGCACGACUGUGUCGACGUCAACGAAUGCGCGGACGGAUCGCACACGUGUUCACACAGCAGUCUUUGCAUCAACAAGCCCGGAAAGUUCGGGUGCAAGGGUACACCGCAAUGCAUGCAUGGGUUUCGCUUCAACGCCGCCACGAAGACGUGCGUCGAUGUCGACGAAUGUGCAGAGGAAAGCCAUGACUGCACACCGGGGUUGCAGAUAUGCCUGAACAGAAACGGAAGCUACUCGUGCAGAAAUAGAGUGACAUGUCCCAGGGGUUUCCGGGUAGAUGAAGAGACCGGUGCCUGCACAGACAUCGAUGAAUGUGCAGAGGGUGUUCAUAACUGUCCGCCUCGAACAACCAUCUGCACUAACACACGUGGAGCAUUCAGGUGCAGCAAACGCUCUGUCGCUAGAAAAUGUCCUUCGGGCUUCGCGUUCAGUCACCUUACGAAGGGAUGCCUUGACGUUGACGAAUGCCUGGAAGAUAUCCAUGCCUGCUCCGAGGGCGAAAUGUGCGUCAACGGCAUCGGCAGCUACAGCUGCGUACCCAGUCCUGCCCUGGCUUCGUGUCCUAAUGGUUACAAGAGAAAUGAGACAACCGCAAAAUGCGAUGAUAUCAACGAGUGCGAAGAGUACUCUCAUACCUGCGUGGGACACCUCGAGUGCAUCAAUACGCCAGGAAGUUACCUCUGUGAAGUUAAGACAGGUGCAGUAACCAGGCCGCCAGCGAGUGGGAAAUGCGCGUCUGGUCUGAGAUACGACCAACGACUUCAUGCUUGUAAAGAUAUCGAUGAAUGUGAAGAAUUGAGGCCGUGCAAGCCAAAUGAAAAGUGCAGAAACUUUUAUGGCGGCUACAAAUGUUCCUGUCAAGAUGGCUUCCAGAGGGACGAAGAACUCAACGUCUGCAAAGACAUCAACGAGUGUCAGUACGGAGGACACAACUGCCAGAUCGGUUUCCGCUGUGACAACACGCCCGGAGCUUUCACCUGCGUCCGCAUAUCCGGCUGUGGAACUGGAUACACUGUCAACGCUAUCACUGGACAGUGUGAAGACGACGACGAGUGCGCCCUUGGCCUGCACAACUGCGGAAACGCUUUCGUGUGUAGAAACACGGAAGGAUCGUUCCGUUGCGACCGCAAGACAUGUCCCGCAGGCAGCCAUCUACUGCCCAAUGGAGAAUGCCAGGCUGCCAACUGUGGAGUAGGAAUGACCGUAGACAGCAGCGGGACCUGUGUCGAUAUAAACGAAUGUCUGCAGAACAGGAGUCUUUGCAGCCGUUACCACCGCUGCGUUAACACUCCUGGCUCGUACAUUUGUGAGAGCCUGCUCAGUUGCAGUCCUGGAUUUAGGGCCAACCCCGAAGGGACUCGAUGUGUCGACGUUGACGAAUGUGCCGAUGGCACCCACACGUGUAUGCCCGACCAAACCUGCGAUAACAGGCCUGGAGGUUACUCUUGCGGGUGUCCCACCGGUUACCACAUGAACGCCGAUCGGCACUGCGAAGAUGUGGACGAAUGCUCGCGGUACCACGGCAAGGUCUGCGCCUACAAUUCCGAGUGCAGGAACACCCCAGGGUCGUACGUCUGCGACUGCAAAGAGGGCUUCAAAAGCGCCGAAGAAGGACAAACAUGCAUAGACGUGGAUGAAUGUCAGGAAACGGAUCAUGGUUGUGAGCACAACUGCGUCAACGUCUGGGGCUCUUAUCAGUGCACGUGUAACGUGGGCUUCAAAAUGGAUGAAGACGAACGGAGAUGCCUCGACAUCGACGAAUGUGAGCUCUGGAAAGGUCGAGGCAGGCUCUGUAUCGGGACGUGCAUCAAUGACCCCGGCUCUUAUUCCUGCUCCUGUCCGGACGGGUACAGUCUCGGCGGAGACAAAAGGACUUGCGAAGACAUCGACGAGUGCGAGCAACCAGAAAUUUGCAACGCUGAGAACGAAGUCUGCCUCAACACCAGGGGUGGAUACAGGUGCAAUGUCCUUGAAUGUCCUCCGGGAUAUUACAUGGACAAAGACCACAAAAGCCGCUGCAAGCGAACAAGGCGCGAAUGUCCCAUGGGCAACGUCAGCUGCGUCAGUGAACCUGCGUCCUACUCUUACAACUAUUUCACACUGACCAACAACAUGAGGAUUCCAGGCUCUGGUCACCUCGAUUUCUUCACGAUGAGAGGACCCAGGUUCUCCUUCUCGCGUGUCAUCUUCGAACUAGACCUCGUCGAAGCACGGGCUACUUCUUCCUCAGGUGCCGGCGUUGAAGCAGCCACCAGGGAGCACUUCCACAUGAGGAGGACAUCGUUUAACGAAGCCAUGCUAUCCCUGAUAAGACCUCUGCAAGGUCCGCAAGACAUCCAAUUGCAGUUGAGAAUGAAGAUUUAUCAAAACGGACUGUACGCUGGUAACGCCGUCGCCAAGAUUUUCAUCUACGUGACAGAACACGACUUUUAGUCGGGCAUGAAAGGAGGGUAUAAUUGAAAGGCCUGUCGUUGUAAGUGAAUUGUGCUUCAAGUGCCAUAAAGAAAAUGUGCCUCAAUGGGAAAGAGGAACUGUGCGGGAAUUUAAUUUUAGACACCGAUGGGGGUAAAGACCUGUACCAUAGGUCUGCGAUGCACCAGGAGCAACGUCAGAUCUUUGUUUUUUGUAUACAUGCACGUGGGCAUCAGGUCACAGCCGUUUGCUGGGUAUCAUGGUACGGGCUUCUGUCUCGAUAUAUCACGGAAACAUUUUGUCAGUAUAGGAACCACAGGAAUAGUGAUAGAACAAAUUUGUUCUCGUGUUCCUGUGAUUCCUAUAUAUUGCAAGACGCAUUUGUACUAUCGAGCCCCAUUUCCCUGCUUUAGUAUAUAUACCGUGGGAACAUGCCUCCCACAUGACUCCACAGUAAACAAUGUGGACAUCGCUGAAAAUGUGACGUUGUGCUGUACGUUAUUUGUAGAUAAUAUAAUGAAAUAAAUGCGCACAGUGUGACAAAGUGUA
This is a messenger RNA of Ornithodoros turicata, 3916 nucleotides long. Its product is annotated as fibulin-1-like. Bases 92 to 3388 code for a protein of 1098 amino acids. The record is from RefSeq and is a predicted model, not a curated record. The transcript has 21 exons. Gene Ontology annotation, biological process: extracellular matrix organization. Lineage: Eukaryota; Metazoa; Arthropoda; Arachnida; Ixodida; Argasidae. Gene Ontology annotation, molecular function: calcium ion binding; peptidase activator activity.